Messenger RNA from Chrysoperla carnea, 1648 nucleotides. Its product is annotated as protein ABHD11-like. NCBI's taxonomy places the organism in Eukaryota, Metazoa, Arthropoda, Insecta, Neuroptera, Chrysopidae. The record is from RefSeq and is a predicted model, not a curated record. The coding region runs from base 47 to 979 and encodes 310 amino acids. Gene Ontology annotation, cellular component: mitochondrion. The transcript has 4 exons.
CUUAUGUCAUCCCAAUCAAACCGCGUGGAUUUUUAAAAUUCUAAAUAUGAUUUUUAUGAAACAAAGUACAAAACUGAUUAAUAAUAUUUUUAAAACGGAAAUAAAAAAUAUACACUUAUCAGCUAAACGGAAAGAAGCCGUAAAUUUAGCGUAUCAAGUACUUGAAGAUGAAAGAACGAAAAAAUCGACAGCAAAUCCUAUCAUAAUAUCACAUGGUGUCAUCGGUCAAAGUUUAAACUGGAAAAGUGUAUCAAAAUGUCUAUUUGAAGAGCUUGAUCCGCCUAGAAAAAUAUAUGUAGUGGAUAAUAGAAAUCAUGGAAAUAGUCCUCAUACUUCAGAUCAUACGUACGAGUUAAUGACCGAAGAUACUUUGCAACUUUACUCAACUUUAGGUUUAAAAGAAGCUGUAUUAUUGGGACAUUCAAUGGGUGGCCGAGGAUUCAUGCACACCGCUUUAACAUACCCAGAAAAAGCAUCUAGUUUAAUAAUCGUUGAUAUUUCUCCAAUUGUCAGAAAAGAUGAGGGUGUUGUGUUAAGUGAACCUCUCCAACUCUUAAAAGCAGCAGCAACUAUCGAUUGGAGUGAACAAUGUGGAACUAUGUCAGAUGCUCGAAAAUAUGCAGACAACGAAUUGAAAAAACAGAAAAUUGAUAGUCCAGGACUUAGAUCAUUUUUGUUACAAAAUCUUAAACAAAAUCCAGAUGGAAGUUUUGGUUGGAAAAUAAACCUUCCGACAUUAAUCGAUCGAUUUUUUAAUUUUAAAGCAAUAAAUUUUGAAAAUUUAGUCUAUGAUAAAUCUGUACUGUUUGUUGCCGGUGAAAAAUCACCUUUUGUUCCAAAAUCACAUGCAGAACCCAUUAAAAAGAUUUUCCCUAAAGCAAGGAUAGAAUAUGUUCCAGAUGCUGGUCAUUUAGUUCACAUGGAAAAUACACCACUAUUUUGUAAAUUUGUUAUAGAUUUUCUAAAAAAUGAAAAAUAGCUAAAUGAUAAAAUUAAUCAUCUAUAACCAGGGGUGGCGAAUUUUUAUGUAUCAACGUGACAUUUUUUAUUUUAAGAAAUGUUUUGCCGUUAAUUAAUUUCCAUUUCAUCAAUGGCGUUUCUUACGCAAUGUCGAACAGAAACAGCUAAACGUGCAGACGCCAGUGCUUUCAUCAAAACAUAACAGUAUAAAAAGAGCAGACUUAAUAUUAAUUUUUUGUUUAUCUGUUACAUUUUCGAGCAGUUUCUUUGAUGCGCUGAUAUCUUAUCUAUAUUAUCGAAAUCAUCAGUGAGAGUGCGCAUUCUAACCAGGCUCCUUCAAAACUCUCCAUCUUGAACAGGUUUACUAUGCCGAGCAAUAAUAUUUGCAGCCGAAUAACUUGCCGCUCUCGUAUGAUAAUUUUUUAAUAUUAAUGUGAUUUGUUUCAAAAUGUCAAUUGUAGUCCACGAUGUGCGCGCUAAUGAGCGCGCGUUCAUUCGUAUAAUACUUCAUUGCGAACUUUGUGAUGCCUGGCUAAAAGCCAUGGCUAAAAUAUUGUUGUGCCUGCCAUUGGUUCGUCAUCCCUGCCCUGAUUAUUAGUAAAUUGUAUAUAACAGUAUUCUGAACGUUUUAAAAAUAAUUUAUUAUCGUUGUUAAAAAGUUUAAGGGUGUCAUUGUAAAAAUAUUUUA